Molecule: messenger RNA, 1151 nt
Organism: Eruca vesicaria subsp. sativa (arugula)
Lineage: Eukaryota; Viridiplantae; Streptophyta; Magnoliopsida; Brassicales; Brassicaceae
Source: the annotation of a GenBank genome assembly
UCUCAUUCUCCGCCAAUCUCAAGUUCCGUUGCUUCUUCUUCUUCUUCGUCGUGGAGGGGCGAAGAGAGAGUUCUGCUUUAGCUGUUUUGAAGCCAAGCGUGGUUAACCAGAUUAUUUCGCUACAGUAAAUCAUGAAUAUGCCGAUGUUGGAUAUUCAACCACGAACUUUGAAGUUUCCAGUUGAUCUGAAGAAGCAGACUACCUGCAUGGUACAGCUAACCAAUACAACCGAUCGUUAUGUUGCGUUUAAGGUCAAAACUACAUCACCAAAGAAGUACUGUGUCCGUCCAAAUGUUGGCGUUGUUGCACCAAAUUCAUCCUGUGAAUUCUCUGUCAUUAUGCAAGCUUUCAAAGAACCACCUCCAGACUUGGCUUGUAAAGACAAAUUCUUAAUCCAGAGUACUGCUGUGCCUGCGGACACAACUGAUGAUGACAUCACAGCUAGCAUGUUCUCCAAAGCGGAAGGCAGACACAUAGAGGAAAACAAACUGAGAGUCACUCUCGUGAUGCCCUCUGACUCACCUGAACCAUCUCCAGUUAAAAGGGCAACGAAUCAGGAAGCAGUAUUUGAAGAUUCCACCCUUCUUCCUCCACAAUAUGAGAGUGAGAUCGUAAAGGAGCCUAGAAUGGUUGGGCAUGAUGAGCUAAAGGCAUCCUAUGGUGCAAAGGAUUUUAUUGAAGAUUUGAAUCCUGCCAACGACGUAAAGCCAACACAUAAUUUGGAUACUCUCACAAAUAUGGCCAUGCAAUUUCCUGGGGAUCAAGGGUUUACUAAUGGGAUGACUUCAGCCAACGGUGUGACUUAUCCUGAUGAAGCAAAGAUGCCUAGGGAAAGAGAGGUUGUCCAGGUAGAGAAAAGAGAUGGUCAGAAGAUCAAAGCAUCGGAUGAAUAUAAGUUGGUUAAAGACAUUGAGGAGAUGAAGCUGAAAGUCAAUGCUCUUGAAUCGAAGUUAAAACAGGCUGAUUCAACGAUUUCGAAGCUGAUGGAGGAGCGGUCUAUAGGAUCUCAACAUAGAGAAAGCUUGCAACAGGAGCUGGCGGAAAUGAAGACGAAGAAGAUAGUGAAAGAAAAGCACAUUGGGUUCCCUCUGCUGUUUGUAUGCGUAGUUGCGUUCAUCAACAUUGUGAUCGGGUAUAGUCUGCGCACUUGA